Messenger RNA from Sceloporus undulatus (fence lizard), 5659 nucleotides. It is a transcript of the gene WNT9A, whose product is annotated as Wnt family member 9A. The record is from RefSeq and is a predicted model, not a curated record. NCBI's taxonomy places the organism in Eukaryota, Metazoa, Chordata, Lepidosauria, Squamata, Phrynosomatidae. Gene Ontology annotation, cellular component: extracellular region. Gene Ontology annotation, molecular function: frizzled binding; cytokine activity. The transcript is spliced from 5 exons. Bases 480 to 1430 code for a protein of 316 amino acids. Gene Ontology annotation, biological process: canonical Wnt signaling pathway; multicellular organism development; neuron differentiation.
GGGGAAGGAGCGCGAUGGUCAGCCCUGGCGCCGGAGCAAGAUGCUGGAUGGACACCGCCUGGGGCUGCGCCGCUGGCUCCCCGCCGCUCUCCUCCUCGGCCUCUUCCUCGCCGGACCCGCCGCUGCCUACUUCGGGGACUCAAGGCGGCUAGCAAAUUGGCAUUUGUGUCAUAAUGGGUGUCUGCAGCAAGCCAAGCCUCCUGGCAGUUCUGCUGAAUUCCAAUAAAUGGGAUUUCCUUGCAUCAUCAAACAGCGGCCGUUAACCUGUGUGUUCUGGGCAUCUGCGAGUGAUCGCACUUGACAGAAGUCACUCGGUAGAAGUUUGCCUUGAGCCUCUCUUGCUGCGUUCAGUGGGCGGCUGGAAGAAUGGAGACAGCUGGGCUUAAUCUCUCUUCUCCCCUCAAUCCAGCCCAAAGGUUUGCUUUUAUUUCAAGUUGACUGGGAAUGAACCCCUGACCAUCCUCCCUCUGACUUCAGAAAUGGAGGAAGCUGCUGUCAAAGCCCAUUACAAAGUGUGCGACCGCCUGAAGUUGGAGAAGAAGCAGAGGAGAAUGUGCCGGCGAGACCCUGGCGUGGCCGAGACCCUCAUGGAGGCCAUUAGCAUGAGUGCCUUGGAAUGCCAGUAUCAGUUCCGCUUUGAGCGCUGGAACUGCACCCUCGAAGGCCGGUACAGGGCCAGCCUGCUGAAGAGAGGUUUUAAGGAGACAGCCUUCCUUUAUGCCAUCUCUUCAGCAGGGCUCACCCAUGCCAUGGCCAAGGCUUGCAGUGCUGGGCGCAUGGAGCGCUGCACUUGUGACGAAGCCCCUGACCUGGAGAACCGCGAGGCCUGGCAGUGGGGCGGCUGUGGUGACAAUCUCAAGUACAGCAACAAAUUUGUCAAGGAGUUCCUUGGGAAGAAGUCUAACAAGGACCUACGUGCCAGGGUGGACUUUCACAACAACUUGGUGGGCAUGAAGGUCAUCAAAGCUGGAGUUGAGACCACCUGUAAAUGCCAUGGAGUUUCGGGGUCCUGUACUGUCCGGACGUGCUGGCGACAGCUCUCUCCGUUCCAUGAGAUUGGCAAGCAGCUGAAGCAGAAAUACGAGACAGCACUCAAAGUGGGCAGCACCACCAACGAAGCAACGGGCGAGGGCGACAUCUCCCCGCCCAAGAAAUCCAUCGCAGGCCAGGGUGACCAAAUCCCAAGGACUACAGACCUUGUCUAUAUUGAUGACUCCCCAAGCUUUUGCCUGAUGAGCAGGUAUUCCCCCGGCACAUGGGGCAGGAAGUGUUACAAAGACAAGAACUGUGAGAGCAUCUGCUGUGGCCGUGGCCACAACACCCAGAGCCGCGUGGUGACAAGGCCUUGCCAGUGUCAGGUCCGUUGGUGCUGUUAUGUGGAGUGCAAGCAAUGCACCCAAAGAGAGGAAGUCUAUACAUGCAAAGACUGAUGAGCCUGUGGUAUCAUCCAGUGGAUAUCCCUCAACGAUAGGCGAUGCCAUUCAAUGACAAGCAUCCAUGGAGGUGAAACAGGGUUUUGACGGAUUUCUUGGUGGUGGUGGGACGACCGAAGGCUACUCCGGGAUGAUGUAAGCACUUUUUUAGGGUACCGGUGACCCAGGUGUAUGGUUUUCUUUGACUCUUUCUCCCUUUUAUGCCAUCCCAACUGAUUUUGGAAGUUCAAGGGGAUGGAUCUAAGUGCCUCCUGUGUAGAGCGGGACACUUAUUUUGGAGGUUGUUGCCAAAAGCCUCACCAAAAUGGUUUACCUUGACUGGAUGGAACUGGCCUUGCUUUUAGUCGCUAUCUCACCUCUGUCACUUACAAACCCUUGGAGCUAAAUUAAAGAGUCUGCUCAGGAGUUAAAGCUGGUAGCUUUGACUGAAUUUUGGUCCUCUGGCCUGGUUACCAUGAGAACCUCCAUAAGGAACUAAAAGCGAGUGAGAAGACGCACUAAGAAAUUUUGAAGGAAAGGUGUAGGGAAUGGGGAUGAUGGGUGUUCUUGAUGACACAAGAACUGAAAUUGGGAAGGAACAUCCUGUUUCUUGCAUCUCCUGGAGUAGAAAUCAUGCCUACUUGAAAGCAGGGAGAGACAUUGGGGUUCCUCAGAGAGGAGUGGCGGCUACAGCCACCUGCACUUUGUAGUGGACAUUGUGGGAAUUUCUUCUCUCAUUACAUGCUCCAUCACAAUCCACUUCUUUUUCACUCACCACCCUCAUCAUCUACUCUGCUGAUGAUACAAACCACUAGAGGCCUUUCAAAACUUCCUAUAUACUUCUGCCACCUGUCUCUUCUACAUCUCCUGGAUUUUGUACCUUGUAUUACUCCUGGGUCACCCUGUGAUGGCUGCUUUAGAUCCCCAAUAUGGACUUAAUUCCCAGUUUUCUGAAAUGCGAUCUGACAAGUCACCUUCUGGGGAAACCUAUUGCCUUACAGACAGUUUUGUUGCCUGGACAUUUGAGGCAAGAUGUUUUCUCCUGAGCUGUCUCCAUCAGUCAGGAUGCUGUUGACCCUUGGUAGUGGCAGGAGUAUUAACUGGCAUGGAGCUCUGUGUGUGCCUUUAACUUUCUCGAAAACCACUAGGGGCAUACGCAUUAGAGUUUGGAGGAGAACAAAGGGCAAUGCAAAUAUUUUGGAAGCUGCGUGUGACCGGCUGAUGAAGAUCAAGGAGGAGAGAGGGAAUUUCUAAGAAUAAACUGAAAUGACCAAAACAAAUGAUCACUGAUGGUUGUGGGCUACUCGACAUUCCUUUGCCGGUUUCAAUGGGGAUGUUACAAUUUGCGACUGGGAGGUGGUGACUUUUCUUCAACAAUACUACUUGGAUCAGAAGCAGCUGGCAAACCUCCUGGCAAAGAGUCUGCGUCAGAAGUAGUAUUGGCAGCGGGCACUUUCUGAUUCUCCAGUAGUAGCAAUUUCUCUAGUUUAACCUAUUGACCUGCUUUCCCCCUGGGAAAUGGACAAGAAGUUUUUGGCGUGGUUUUCACUUGCUUGUCUGGGAGGGUGAUCCAAUCUUCCAAGGAUGUCUCUCUUUUCUUGGAGCUUCUUUCAAAUAAUAAUAAUAAUAAUAAUAAUAUAAUAAUAAUAAAGUAGCCACUUGUAUCUAAGCUAUAUUAUUGUGCCUGUAUGGGGAGGGCAUGGAUUUGGCUGGUCUGUGUUAUCUUGGGAACCACCAACCUCAUUACUGUUGAGGACGGCAGAAAAGUAGUAAGAGAAUGGCAUGUUUCCAUUGGUCAGUCCAGGAUUCUGCAAACAUGGAAGAUGUAGCUUUUGGGCACCUUUUAGAGACCAUCAGCGACUGGUGUUGAAACGCAAGACCCACUGACAUCUGUUCCCUCUCUGUCCUGGCAGCUUGGCAUCGUUUUGCAUGGCUAAAACGCAUCACCCAAACUGUCAUUUUCCACCCAAAGGACAGUCCUGAAGCAAUGUGCAAAUGAUAUUUUUAAAAGCAAAAUUUAAGACUUAAUACAAACCUAUUAUUCAGUGUGAAUAAGUUUAUAUAUAUAUAUAUAUGCCUAAAUAUAAAUAUUGAACAGUUAUUUAUUAAGUCUUUCAGAAGGACCUUCUUAUGGUUUCAAUGUGGUAUUAUGUUCUCCUGGGUGUCUGCUUUCUCUCGCCCCCCCCCCCAAUUUUGCUUGCACAUGGAUUUUUGUUCCCCAAAGUGUUUAAUUUUUGCUACCAACCUGGGAUAGGUCAUGUUCUUUACAGUUUUGGGAUGUGGACGGCACAGGGCAAUCCCAGUUGGUCCUCAUUAGGAAGAUAUCUGGUUGUAGGAGUAUGGAACCCUUGCCAGAUGUGUCAAGGCUUGCAUGUUGUCUCACUUUCUUCUUCUCUGCCAAAGAGUGCUGGUUGCCUCACAAAACUACAAAUCCCAGGAUUCUGUAGGAUUGAGCCAUGGCAGUUAAAGUGGUGUCAAACUGCAUUAGUUCUAGUGUGUAGAUGCACAUUUAGUCAUGCUCAUACCCAGAGUUUCAUGCUCAUACCCAGCAUGAAAAAGACUGGCAACAUUAGGGAUGUAAUUUUUUGCUCCUUUUCUCUUUUGAGGGAAGCAGUAAGUAAUUUUAGCAAUUUUCUGUGAGAAAGUUUUAAAAACUGUGCAGCUUUCAGACUAUUCUGUUUGAGUGCUAUUCUGUGUAAAAUUUGCAUGUAGCAUUUUUUGUGCAGAAAGCAUUUUUCUGCACAUGGAAUCAUAUUAUAUUACUAUAUUAAUAUUGCUAGAAUAUUAUUUUGUGGACAGAUAAUACUGUUUUCUGUGCAAAAAGCCCAAAAAGCAAACGAUAAUUUGCAAAUUUUGUAGAGAGUAAGUCUCAGACUAUAAAGAGUCUCAUCAUUGCUUUGGAUUGCUUGACAAGAACCUUCCCCCCCCCAAAUAUUUUCCGAUAUUCUCCCCACCCCAUUAACAUUUUGAAGUCCAGACAUUUUUUAACAGAUGAACAAUAGCAAUUUGAGUCCUAAGUCCUUUUUUGAGUGUCACUUUUUGUAGAUCUACUGAUGCAAUGGAACAGUUUUUGAAUCAACACUUAAUGUGAGUUCCAGGUAUUCAAGGGAGUUGGCUGUAGUUGGAGACUAGCAACUCCAUUAAGGGUGCAUCUACGCUGCAGAAUUAAUGCAGUUUGCAAUUAUUUAACGCCAUGUCUCCAUGCUAUGGAAUUGUGGGAUGUUGUAGUGUUGUGAGGUUAUUUAGCUUCUCUGGCAGAAAGCUCUGGCACCACAACAAGCUACAAAUUGCAGGAUUCCAUACCAAUAGAGCCAUGGUAGUUAAAGUGGUGUCAAAACUGCAUUGUCAGCCACCUUGCAUCCCUUGCUGGGAGAAAGGUGGCAUGCAAAUGAAAUUAAUUAAUUAAUUAAUUAAUUAAUUAAUUCUUCAGUGUGGCAGCAGCCUUAGGCCCGGGUGUUCAAAGUUUUGACACUUCUGGCAGUGUUGGGGCCAAGUUGUGUACGCCUCAUGUGCUCAAUUGUUUUGUUUAAGCAUUGUGUGCAACUCUGUGGGGAGAGAAGAAAAUGAGCAUGUGAAGAGGAUGUUUUACAGACUUGUCCGGUGCAUGGUUCCCCAGAAGCUGGAGCCCAUUCACACUACACAACUACAGCAUUAUUAUUACACUUUUAAUGGCCAUGGUUUCAUGCUGUGCAACCCUGGAGUUUGUAACUUGCUGAGCAGUCUGGCUGAGAAUUGUAAACAUCCCUCCCUUGACUGCAAAUCCCAGGAUUCUAUAGGGCAGAACCAUGGCAGUUAAAGUGGAAUCAUGACACUACAAUUGCGUGGUGUGUAUGGGCCCCUGGUCUCACUGAAUUCAGAAGGACCUGCUCCUCUAGAGUAAGCAUGCUUAGACUCGUAGCUUUUAAAAGGAGAGGCAAAGGAGCAAAUGAACUACUGAGUGGGGAAAAAAACCCUCUUCCUUGUGUAAUUAAUUCACGCAACGGAGGGGGGGGGGGGGGGUUCUGUGAGUAUUUAAAACUCUAUUUAUGUUAAUGCAAAUAUUAAUUGCUCUCUCUUGUUAUAUAUUGUAAAUAGUAAGGUUUAUCCUCCUGUGGAAAAAAAGGAAAAAAGAAAGUUAUAAAUAGUACCGAGGCACAUGCAUUAAAUGUAUAGGCAGGCGAUAAUAUGCAUAUUAUUAAGUUCGUCCCAUUUGGAAACUGGGAGAACUGUGUAACUUUUGUCAAUGUAAGAUUAUAACAGAAAUUAUU